This is a messenger RNA of Morchella sextelata, 315 nucleotides long. RefSeq lists its product as uncharacterized. The coding region runs from base 1 to 315 and encodes 104 amino acids. The transcript has a single exon. NCBI's taxonomy places the organism in Eukaryota, Fungi, Ascomycota, Pezizomycetes, Pezizales, Morchellaceae. The record is from RefSeq and is a predicted model, not a curated record.
AUGGAUACAGCCCUCAGCGCCCUGCACUUUUACCAACCCCUCCUCGACCGCGCAGCCCCCACCUUCACACUCACCGAGCAGCUGCGCGUGCUGCGCCAGAGCCUCACCGUCUACGAGUCCGUCCUUAGGGGUAUCCAGCGGCGGCUACGUACUGUAGCCAAGAACAACUCUAUGGAGCGGAAGGAGCUGAGGGAGAAGGGCGAAUGGUAUGCCCGCACGUAUCGAGCGCUAAAAGAAAAUGAGAGGGAUAUAGUCAAGGCAAUGGUGGGUGGCCCAGGGAAUAGAGGGGUGGAGGAGGGUGGGGUGGGGAGGUAG